Messenger RNA from Scleropages formosus (Asian bonytongue), 3285 nucleotides. Its product is annotated as zinc finger protein 708-like. Lineage: Eukaryota; Metazoa; Chordata; Actinopteri; Osteoglossiformes; Osteoglossidae. Bases 290 to 2506 code for a protein of 738 amino acids. The record is from RefSeq and is a predicted model, not a curated record. The transcript has 2 exons. Gene Ontology annotation, molecular function: RNA polymerase II cis-regulatory region sequence-specific DNA binding; DNA-binding transcription factor activity, RNA polymerase II-specific. Gene Ontology annotation, biological process: regulation of transcription by RNA polymerase II.
ACAGACAGACAGACAGACAGAAUGACAGACCACCCAGACAAACAAACAAAGCGCUCCACAGAGAAGAGGGGGUGAGAGACGGGGACUGCGGGGCUCCUCCUGAGAUCCGUGUCCUCGCUCGUGUUCUCCACUGGCACUACAAGGACGCACACUGUGCCCGCCAAAACAGUUUAUUAAUCCUGGAUCUGAGGAAAUGGGACAUGGGGAGAAGAGGAAGUAAACACUAAGAGGAGACAGAGUUUGAAACAGUGUAAAAGAGCUCAAGGAGAAAAGACUGAAAAGGGUCAUCAUGGCAGAAGAAGCACAGGCUUCAGGGUCUCUCCAUAGCCCACCAUCUUACUCACAGGCAUCAGCAGCCAUGGAUGUGUGUGUAAAAACUGAGUGUGAAGAUGAGCACAUUUCCCACUUUGAAUAUUGUACUGAGGUUCAGGGCUUCGGUGCUGAAGAGAUGGGCUCAGGGCUGCACCUGGAUACUGACCACAUUAAAUCUGACAUUGUCACGGUUAAAGUGAAAGACAGUACUGAUCUACAGCUACAGUACAAAACUACCGAGGGGUUCUGCCCUACAUCAGAGCAUUUAACCUCUUCUACUUUUGUUUUAUCCAAACAAUAUAAAUCAGAUGCAGGUGAGAUUAAGGCUGAGCAACAUCCUCAGUUACAGGAAUCGGUUUCUCCAAAGAAGCAGGUUAAUGAGGCUUCUCGUUGUCACAUAAAGGAAGAGUAUGAAGAUUUUAAAAUGCACAAAUUCAGCACUUUUCCUUGUCCUGUAUCGAAACAGCAUAAAUCAGAAAUGGGAGAACUUAAGUUUCAGCACCAUUCUCAGUUAGAGGAACCUUCUUGUACAGACAAGGAAAUUAAAGCUAUUCAUUAUGAGAUAAAGGAAGAGAAUACAGAUUUACAGGUGCAUGAAUUAAGCACAUUUUCUUGUCCCUCAGCAAAACAGUAUAAAUCAGAGACAGAUAAAGUGAAGAUUGGGGAAAAUAUUGAUCUAUCUAGUCACUUAAAACAGUCCAAGUUCUUUCGUUCCUGUAGGAACAGUUUUCUGCAAAAUGGCAAAUUAAAACAGCAGCAGCGGACUUAUUCUAGUAAGAAACAGCACAAAUGUAGUGAAUGUGGAAAGUGUUUUUCCUGUGCAUAUACCUUAAAACUCCACCAGCUUGUUCAUUCUGGAGAAAAACCAUAUAAGUGUAGUGAAUGCGGGAAAUGUUUUUCACGAUCUGGUAACUUAAAGCAGCACAAGCUUGUUCAUUAUGGAGAGAAACCUUAUAGAUGCCAUCAGUGUGGAAAGAGUUUUUCCCGUAGGUCUAAUUUGAAAGUGCACCAGGUCAUUCAUUCUGGUGAAAAACCAUAUAAGUGUGGUAAAUGUGGAAAGAGUUUUUCCCAUGGAUAUACUCUAAAACAGCACCGAUGUGUUCAUUCUGGCAAGAAACUAUAUGAAUGCAGUGAAUGUGGUAAGAGUUUUUCCCGUGGAGGUACCUUGAAACAACACCAGAUUGUUCAUUCUGGUGAGAAACCAUAUAAGUGCAGUGAAUGUGGGAAGAGUUUUUCACAUGGAGGUAAUCUGAAAAAACACCAGCUUGUUCAUUCUGGUGAGAAACCAUAUGCAUGUAGUAAAUGUGGCAAAAGUUUUUUCUAUGGAAGUUCCUUGAAAAAACAUCAAUGUGCUCAUUCUGAUGAGAAACCACAUGAAUGUAGUCAUUCUGAAAAGAGUUUUUCUAUAGCUAGUCACUCACAAAAGCACCAGCUUGUUCAUUUUGAUGAGAGGCCCUAUAAAUGUGAAUGUGGAAAGAGUUUUUCUAAGACCAGUCACUUAAAAACUCACCAGUUUCUUCAUUCAGAGAAAAAAUUCAAUUGCAUUCUAUGUGGGAAAAAGUUUUCUUGUCAAAAUUAUUUAAAAAAACAUGAAUUUAUUCAUUCUCGUACAAAACCAUAUCAGUGUAGCCAAUGUGGAAAGAGUUUCUCACAAGGACGUUACUUAAAAUGGCACCAGUUUGUUCAUUCUUGUGAGAAACCAUAUCAGUGUAGCCAAUGUGGAAAGAGUUUUUCACAAGGACGUUACUUAAAAUGGCACCAGUUUGUUCACUCUGGUGAGAAACCAUAUAAUUGUAGUGAAUGUGGAAGGAGUUUUUCCCAUGGGUACAAGUUAAAGGAGCACCAGCUUGUUCAUUGCUCUGAAAAACCCUAUAAAUGUUGUCAGUGUGGGAAGAGUUUUUCUCAGGGACGUUACUUAAAGCAGCACCAACUUAUUCAUUCUGGAGAGAAACCCUAUAAAUGCAGUCAAUGUGGAAAGAGUUUUUCUCAGUAUGGUAACUUAAAACGACAUCAGCUUGUUCAUUCUGGUGAGAAGCCUUAUAAAUGUAGCCAGUGUGGAAAGAGCUUCUCUCACGGUGAUCACUUAAAAAACCACCAACUUAUUCAUACUGGUGAGAAACCAUAUAAAUGUAGUAAAUGUGGCAGAAGUUUUUCUCAGAGACAGCAUUUAAAAAGACACGAGAGGACACACUGAAGGCUUUACAGUAUUUUUUUUUUUUUUUGUGUGUGUGUGUGUGAAAUUUACAGACUGUCCAGUGAACCCAAGUUGACGAGAUACAACUGGAGUUGAGUGAAAAAUUGCAAUUGUCACAAAGAAAACAAGCUGAUGUAGUUUUCACUUGAAGUUAAUUCCUGGUGCUCAUGAGAAAGCUUGUGUUGCAGUCGGUACAUACAUGCUGUUCUAGAUCCACCUCUGGAACUCAGAUGCUGGGCUUGGUUCACUGUCCAGUCUGACUCCAUGUUCUUCACUUGAACCCUGAAUUCCGCCAUAAACCCACUAAAAAGUAACCAUGACGACCAUUGCUCAGUCAAGGUCACCUGGGAACAAGAGAGAUGUUUCAAUUUCUGCAUAGAAGGAGCAACAAAACUAGUGAUUAUAGCCGCUUCUUGGAAGUCCCAGGUUUGAAUCCAAUUUCUUGCUGUUGUACCCUUGUGCUACUUACUCUGAAUUGCUCCAUUAAGCAGUGUAAAAGUUUCCCAGCUGUGUAAAUGAUUGAACCAUUCUGAGUGUCUUUGGACAAAAAGUCUCAGUUAAAUAAAUAAAUGUGUAUCUGCAAGGUAAUUUGUUUUUAGAGACUUUUCCAAUCACUUGUGAGAACAUCCCAGACCAGUUUUCCACAGUCACUCUUAUGAGAUGUUCCCCUUUACAAUCUUGAAAGGUGUGCAACUAAGUGAUGUUUCUUGGGUGCAAAUAAUUUUGUCCUGACUUUGUUAAAAUCUUUCAAUUUUGUGGGUGGAAUGAAUAAAAUGGGA